Messenger RNA from Leptinotarsa decemlineata (Colorado potato beetle), 3037 nucleotides. It is a transcript of the gene Socs36E, whose product is annotated as Suppressor of cytokine signaling at 36E. The record is from RefSeq and is a predicted model, not a curated record. Gene Ontology annotation, biological process: phosphatidylinositol phosphate biosynthetic process; intracellular signal transduction. Lineage: Eukaryota; Metazoa; Arthropoda; Insecta; Coleoptera; Chrysomelidae. Gene Ontology annotation, molecular function: 1-phosphatidylinositol-3-kinase regulator activity. Gene Ontology annotation, cellular component: phosphatidylinositol 3-kinase complex.
ACAAGAUGGCUGAUCGUCUCGGGGUCUGAUUUUGAUGAGCGCAUUUCACUUGACAUUCCGACAGAGCUAACUGUAUUAACUGUAUAAUUCAAUAAGGUAUUGAUGAUUUGCAUUCGAUAUUGACGUGUCGAGAGAAAUUGCACUUUGAAAUAUCCUAAGUGACCACAGAGCACUGAAGACAAACAUUUCAUUAGUCAUAACAGUAGGGCUUAUGCAUGACAUGAAAUGUAAACUACAUGAAUUCUUUCGCUUCAUAACCAAUGGUCUGUUCCAAAAUAUGGCAAAUCCCGAUUCACCGAACGCAUGCAUCUGCGAAGAUCCCCAGAACGUAGAGCCCUCGGAAGCCUGUUCCAGUUCCUCUCAGUCGCCUCAAGCACCUGCUCCUUCGAAAGAGAAAAAGAGCAGGUUGAGCUUGUUCAGCUUAUGCCGCGAUAAGCCUUUGUCGUUUUCGACGAAACGCACCAAAAAGGCUGUCCAGUCACAACCUUGUUCCUCGUCUAAUGGCGAGCAGAUGAAAAAGUCUCCAAAAUGGGCAAUUAGGCUCAGCUGCAGAAAGGAGCCGAAACAGUCCUACCCACAGGAAAACCAAAGUUGUUGCCGAUGUACCUGUUAUAAACGCACCGCAGAAAGCAGUUCGUCUCAAUUAAUGACAGAUGGAGCUUCUCAAGAAGACGGGGCGGCCGCGUCUCCUCUGAGCAAAGUCGGCUCCGAAUCGAAUUUGGCCGAGGGAAGUGGUGAGGAUUCGAGAGAAAGCAGGAGGGAAGAUUCGGCUAGGGUCGUAAGCGAAGUGAAUGGUGUCAGAGGUAUUUAUGGUACGGCGCCUGCUACCAGUUCUAUCCCGAACAUCAUCGUUAGCGCCCCCUUUCUCGAUAUGCAGUGGAUGCGGCCCCCUCACGAAGACUGCGAGGAGGCGGCUAGGCUAGCCCGCGCCCGAGAGAUUGAGCAGGGCGUAGAAGCGCCCGCCAACUUUCGAUCGAUUCGUAGAGUCCAGCUGCUGUGCUCCUCGUCGGACGAAGCCGAUUCUCAAGCGCCACGGCGACUACAGCUCGUCUGCCCUCCCGACCUCAGCGUCGAGUCUCUGCGAGCCCUCUUUCAGAAUCACGUGACGCUCAAGUCGUGCCCUUUGGAUACCGUCGCCGGAUGUCACACUCAGGUCGACUUCAUUCACUGUUUGGUUCCCGAUCUGUUGACUAUCACGAAUUGUAGUUUUUACUGGGGUAAAAUGGAUCGCUACGAAGCAGAGAGGCUGCUGGACGGAAAACCCGAGGGAACGUUCCUUUUGCGUGAUUCCGCCCAAGAGGAAUUUCUGUUCAGCGUCUCGUUCCGAAAAUAUGGCAGAUCGUUGCAUGCCAGGAUAGAACAGUGGAACCACAAAUUCAGCUUCGAUUCGCACGACCCGGGUGUUUACACUUCCGACACGGUCUACGGUCUCAUCGAACAUUACAAGGAUCCGAGCAGCUGCAUGUUUUUUGAACCUUUACUGACGUGGCCAUUGCAUAGAAAAUUCACCUUUUCGCUUCAGCACUUGGCACGUGCCUCCAUCGUCAGCAGACUGACGUAUGACAAUAUAAAUCACUUGCAGCUGCCGAAAACGUUGAAGACCUACCUCAAAGAAUACCACUAUAGGCAAAAGGUGAGGGUGGAGCGCUUCGACGAUGAUGUCCAGUGGUUGGAACUCAGAAAUAUGUCUACUUGAUUUAUCAGUUAUCGUCGGAGGACGUUCGAUUUGGUUUAUUUGAGUUAGCUUGGAUGGGUUUUGUUACCGAUUAGAGUUCUACACUGUGGUUAUUGAUUUGUUUUUCGAAAGUAGACUAUUCAAGUGAGACCCUCUUCGUGACCAACACAUCGGUUCAAUAGUUCAAGCUCACAUCUGGCGCUAGUUUUGUCAUCAUCCCAAAAUUAUGCCGCGUGUGGAGUUGAAUGUUUGUUGAAAGAAACUUCGUGUUGGAAAUCUGUCAUUGAAUUUCGCUCAAGAAUCAUAAACAUGUCAAAUCCUCGGGGAUUUGUUGAGGUCUGAGGGUGUCAUCUCUUUUUUCAGUUAAGUUUGUUGCGAUUUUUUCGGCAAGAUACUUGCGGAGCUGUGUAAGCAUUUGUUAUGAUUUUUCUAGGAAUUAUCAGGAAUUGUUUACAUUUGUUUUCUUUCAUUACAUAUCACAAUGUACGUUUUGGUACAUUUCAUUGGCAUUAGUGAGCUACAGUACUCAUACUUAAAGGUUAUGGACUUUAUUUUUAGUUUGUUCAAGAUGGCAGUAUAAUUUCUCUGUAUACGUCACAGUUGCUAAGAUUUUCUGUUAGCUUUAAACGGCAAAUCAGGGUCUCGGAAAUAUCUUGAACAUUUUUCCCAUUGAUUUGUGAAGAGUGGUUUUUCAUUGAUUCAGUUUAAAAAAUUCUUAGGGCCCUAGUGCAUUUUUUAUUCGGAUAUUUCAAUCAAUCAGAGUGUUAGUUACUAUUUUAACAAUUCACUUUUCAGUUUUCUCAAGGUUAAUAAUACAACUGUAACAAAUUCAAUAUUGAGAAUCAAAAGAAAUGAUGAAUCGAUAGUUUUUGCAACACAAUAUGAAUUACGAAAUAUGAUACAAUUCUGUAUUAUCAUACUAUCGCCUGUUUUACAGUCAGAUCCCGUAUUAAUGAACAACAGUUCAAAUUAUCAAUUAUUCAAACAUAAUUGAAAGUUCAAACUUCUGAAUAUCUAUGUAUUUUUCAACUGCUGAAUAUCUAUGUACUGCCUGUUGUAGUUCAAACACUUGAUUAUAAUUGACAGUUGAAUGUGUCGAUUACCCAUUUUUAACAAUAUGAACUGUUAAUUAUUCAGCCAUAAUUGAAGCUUGAUCUGUCGAUUAUAUGAAACAGUUUGAAAGUUUUCUAUAAUUAUAAGUUCCCAGUAUUAACACUAAAUAAUCGACAGUUUAUGUGUUGAUUAAAACUGUCGAUUGUGGCUGUUACUGUCAGUUUUGGUCGAAUAAUCGACCAUAUAAACUUGAUUGUGGUUUAUGAUGCACUGUUUGGAACCUUUGGUGUAGAAAUGAGUUAUUUUUAA